GCUGUCAUCUGUCACAUGACUGUCAAAACAACAAAUCAAAACAUAACCUCUUAACCAACACCGGAAAGCUAUAAUUUUUCUGAAUAAAAAUUCAAAUGAGUUCGAGUAAUAAAAGAACGAUUUACGUGGGUGGACUAGCAGAGGAAGUGGACGAAAAAAUUCUGAAUGCAGCAUUCAUUCCGUUCGGAGACAUAAUCGAUGUUCAAAUUCCAUUGGAUUACGAGUCUGAAAAACAUCGAGGAUUUGCAUUUCUUGAGUUUGAGAAUGCUGAAGAUGCCGCGGCCGCUAUAGAUAACAUGAACGAUUCAGAAUUAUUCGGCAGGACAAUAAGAGUCAACCUAGCUAAACCACAAAAGAUCAAAGAGGGGUCUACGAGGCCUGUGUGGUCUGAAGACACUUGGUUGCAACAACACGCCGGUGAGACAAUAGGCAAAAAAGCAGAAGAAGUUACAGUACAGAAUGAGCAAGAACCUGAAACUGAGUCGACAGUCAAACCGGAAGUUAAGAAAGUGAAGAAUCCUCAAGUGUACUUUGACGUCAAAAUUGGGAAGACUGAAAUAGGAAGAAUCACAAUGAUGUUAAGAGCUGAUGUUGUACCUAGGACAGCAGAGAAUUUCAGGUGUUUAUGUACUCAUGAGAAAGGCUACGGUUACCAGGGAAGCACCUUCCACAGAAUUAUUCCCGAUUUCAUGCUUCAAGGAGGCGACUUCACAAACCACAACGGCACUGGAGGGAAGUCUAUUUACGGCAGAAAAUUUGCAGACGAGAACUUCCAGUUGAAACACGUCGCGCCGGGUACCCUGUCGAUGGCCAAUUCAGGACAUAACACCAAUGGAUCCCAGUUCUUCAUAUGCACUGCAAAGACGGAUUGGUUGGACGGGAAGCAUGUAGUGUUCGGGCAUGUGAUCAGUGGAAUGGACGUUGUGAAGAGGAUAGAAAGGUGCGGGACGAAGACUGGCAAGCCCACCGAGAAAGUCAUCAUUUCAGCUUGUGGUGAAGUCCAGUAAUUUUAAUUUAUGUUUUGUAUUUUUAUAAAAUGUGUAAUACAUAUUAAAUGAUCGAAUCAUGAA
This is a messenger RNA of Acanthoscelides obtectus, 1070 nucleotides long. The record is from the annotation of a GenBank genome assembly. Lineage: Eukaryota; Metazoa; Arthropoda; Insecta; Coleoptera; Chrysomelidae.